Messenger RNA from Drosophila eugracilis, 1423 nucleotides. RefSeq lists its product as uncharacterized. The transcript has 3 exons. Bases 57 to 1376 code for a protein of 439 amino acids. Lineage: Eukaryota; Metazoa; Arthropoda; Insecta; Diptera; Drosophilidae. The record is from RefSeq and is a predicted model, not a curated record.
CAUUUUCCGAAAGUUAAGCAGUUUGAAUCGACAGUAUAUACACGAUCAUUGGCAGAAUGGAAAAGAUCGAGGCGGAGACCGAGUGGCUGCGAUCUACAAUUCUUCCAAAAAUUGUAGAAAGCGGACGACUGGUGGAAAACUACAGCGAUUCCAAGGCAAACACCUUUAAAGUGGGAGACAUCGAGAUUGAUGUGAUCGGACAUAAGGAGGCCUUUAUGCUCACCUUUUGCUACCGAGCCAUCAUCAACUUUGAAUACGACGGAGAAAAGUUCAAGCAAAAAAUGGUCGUUAAGAAAACCCAUGAAAUGCCCCCAGAAAUGUAUGACGCCGUCCAGUUUGGACCACUCUUCAGCAACGAGAUAAACUUCUACACGGAAAUUCUCCCCGAGAUUCAGAAGCUGGCUGGGGGAAAGUUCGCCGCUCCAAAGUAUUAUUACAGCGAGUUGAAUCGGUAUUCAGCGGUGGUUAUCCUAGAGAAUUUCGCAGAGCACAGUUGGCGGGUGACUAAGGAUCGGGUAGGCCUAAGCCUGGAACAUGCCCUGAUUGCUGUGGAUUACCUGGGAAAGUUCCAUGGUUUUGCCUACGCCAUGAAGCAUAGAAAUCCUGAGAAGUUCGGCCAACUGAUUGACAGUCUGAAGGAAUCCCGCUAUGCCAGCGACUUUAUUCAUCCGGAAUGGAUGCUCACAAUGAAGACGAGCAUCAAGCGGGCAGCCAAGGCUGUGGCGACCUUCCAACCCCAGAUUGACGGAGAGUUCGUAAAGAAGUUAUCCUUCCUAAUUGGCGAUUACAACAUUUACGGAAGGCAACGGGUGGCGCCCAGAGAACCAUUAGCGACACUUUGUCACGGAGAUUAUGUCAGGAAUAACGUGGCAUACAAAUAUAAUGACAAGGAGGAACCGCAGGAGAUUAUGAUGUUCGACUACCAGACUUUACGAGUCUCCUCUCCCAUGAUCGAUCUCUCAGUUUUCCUGGCUGUGUCUAUUUAUGCCGAUGUACGAUAUCCUAACUUCGAUGCAAUCUUUGAUGAAUACUGUUCUGCAUUAUAUGAUAGCUAUAGGAAGCACGCCCAGGCGGAUGUUCCAGAGAGCAUGAGUCGUUUGGAGCUUCUGAAGGAGUAUGUGCGAUUCCUGCCGUAUAGUGUGUCCAUAUCGGCCAGUUUCCUUAUGACUUUAGUGCAGCCCUUGGAUAUUUCGCCGGAGGAGAUGUUUGCAAAUCAGAUGACGGAUGAGGAGAUCAUAGAUCGGACCAUGAAUCAGGGCGGGGAUAUAGUUGAUAAGGAGGUUGCCCACCAGGUUAAGGAAAUGCUUGAGCUUAGCCAACUCACUGGGGUCUCCAUAGAUGAUGGCAUUGAUGUAGACAAGUUGCCCAAAGACUAAUCAUUUCCAAAGUGCAAUCGGUAGAUAAUAAAAUAAAUCAAACAUGA